This is a messenger RNA of Ixodes scapularis (black-legged tick), 2000 nucleotides long. Its product is annotated as elongation of very long chain fatty acids protein AAEL008004-like. Gene Ontology annotation, cellular component: endoplasmic reticulum membrane. Bases 120 to 941 code for a protein of 273 amino acids. Gene Ontology annotation, biological process: fatty acid elongation, saturated fatty acid; sphingolipid biosynthetic process; fatty acid elongation, polyunsaturated fatty acid. The record is from RefSeq and is a predicted model, not a curated record. The transcript has a single exon. NCBI's taxonomy places the organism in Eukaryota, Metazoa, Arthropoda, Arachnida, Ixodida, Ixodidae. Gene Ontology annotation, molecular function: fatty acid elongase activity.
AAACCGGCGGCGGCGGCGGCGGCGGACCCGACUCCCCGCCGAAACCGGCGCUCCGCCAGCAAGAACCAACCCAACAAGAACCAGGUUCCGGAAGACCAUUCGGCACACGUCCACUCCCGAUGGACGUCCUAGGGUACGCGACCGCGGGAGCGACGGGCACGUCCUCGGAGCCGACCAACUCGACGCUGCUCCGCGACCCCCGGACCACAACAUGGCCGCUCGCCGGCAACCCUCCGCUCAUCGGCGCGCUCCUGCUCUGCUACGUGUACCUGGUCAAGGUGGGCGGGCCGCGGUUCAUGCGCGACCGCAAGCCCUACAACCUGCGGUGGGUCAUCCUCAGCUACAACGCGGCCAUGGUCCUGCUGAACGCCUACUUCGUCGUCAACUUCCUGUCGCGGUCCUACCUCGGCGGCGGUUACAGCGUCCUCUGUCAAGGCAUCCGCUUCGACGCGGACCCCAGGACCCUGGAGCUGGUGUCCCUCUGCUGGUGGUACCUUCUGGUCCGCAUCGCGGACUUCCUGGACACUGUCUUUUUUGUGCUCCGCAAGAAAGACUCCCACGUGUCCUUUCUGCACGUCGUCCACCACGUCCUGGUGGUUUUCAACGGAUGGUUCGGGCUGUCGUACGGGCCGGACGGGCAGGUCAUGUUCUGUAUUUGUCUCAACAGCUUCGUCCACGUCAUCAUGUACACCUACUACUUCCUGUCCCUGCUGGGACCCGCGGUGCAGAAGCACCUCUGGUGGAAGCGCUACCUCACUCAACUCCAGCUGGCGCAGUUCAUCGCCAUCUUUGUGCACAGCACCAUACCUCUCUUUGUGGACUGCGGCUACCCGAGGCCGCACAGCCUGAUUGUGCUCUUCGAGUCGGCGCUCUUCUUCGCCAUGUUCGUCAAGUUUUAUCGGGGAGCGUACCGCUGCAAGCAACCGGCCAAGGCAGCCUGAAAAAAUCACAACAUUCCCUGUUCUUUUUUUGUUUUGGCCUUCUCGCUCCUGAACAGAAGGAUCAUGGAAGUCGGGGGUCCCGGACGAACUUUGGUCUGCCAAGACGUCCGCAAUCACCACGCGAGGCCAGGUUUGAAAGCGACACCUUGCAAUCACCUUACCGAGUCACCUUGGCUGGAUCGAGGGAAUCAGAAAUAGACCGAGUUUUGUUUUGACUGUCAGCAAACGAAACGACCGAAUUCGGCCCGUGCAUACAGUUUUAGUGCGAAUCGAUAUUAGACGGAGUUCUAUCGAGGGCAGCCACUGCAGUAAUGAACCCAAAUGUGCAAUUUUUCUCCUAUACUGCCUGUGCAUGCCUUGCCGGCCCCAAGGGUCGUUAGAACUCAUAGACAGCCGUUAAACGAAAGCGGCUAUGGGUAAUACUUAAUGGCUGGCCUGGGAUUUGGGGAGAACAGACGCAGCAGGCUAUUAUAGGCUGCCGUAUUAUAAACUCGGGUAAUUUGUGAGCAAACGAAACUACCAGUGAGGAUUCCAUGCCUGCAACAAUAUUAACUAACGCAAUCCUGUUGAGCUAGGUAAAGUAGUUUUAUGAUUUAGAGCUGUUUUGGCGAGAUCAGUGAGGCAAUUUGUGUCAGAAAGACUCGAUUCAUUAGAUUGAAUGAUUGAAUGAAAAUGUAUAUUUUGAAGGUUUAUCAGCCCAUGACUCUAUAAAGAUAAAUUACCGAAUUCACUUCCUACUAUUGCUGGUGAUAUACAGUUUUAAAUUUAUCGCGGGUUAACAUUGAACGUGCUUUCAACAGCUGCAGCCUGCAGGUACCAAAACGCAUCUGUGCUCUGAUUGUGAACAUCGUGCGAUGUGAGUAUAGUGGAGCAAGAGUAGUCAUAACGCCAUGUUGGGUCUCAAUUUUAUUCUCACGAUGGGAAGAUAAACCGUGGGCAUAUCCAACAAAAUCAGCGCUGACCAAGCCGAGCUGACUGCGCAGUCUGGACACCUUGUUACAAACGGAAAAGUACGUUUUACGCUCAGACAUCACGUGACAGACGAACUUUUUUUUCUGC